Cydia pomonella (codling moth) is the source of this 2006-nucleotide messenger RNA. RefSeq names its product kinesin-like protein Klp68D (gene Klp68D). Bases 244 to 1851 code for a protein of 535 amino acids. Gene Ontology annotation, biological process: microtubule-based movement. The record is from RefSeq and is a predicted model, not a curated record. The transcript has 10 exons. Lineage: Eukaryota; Metazoa; Arthropoda; Insecta; Lepidoptera; Tortricidae. Gene Ontology annotation, molecular function: ATP binding; microtubule binding; microtubule motor activity.
UUGAUUGAUAAAAGCCGCUGGCGGCGGUAUAGUGCAAUUUUCCCCGAUUCAAAUUUACGAUAAUUUUAUUUUUAUUACGUUUCUAAUUAUUUAUUAACCCGUUCCUUUUUUAUUAGGUGUUAAUUUAUUAUAUUGUGUACAAAAAUCGUGAUCAGUUAAUGUGUAGUGGUAGAAACAGGUGAUGUGGGGUACACCCUGGAUGGAUCGAUACCGGUGACUGCGUCGCUUUGUUGCGAGGGUGCGAUGGAGAAGUCAGCGUCAGCGCGGCCGCGAACGGCUCUCAACGAAUGCGUGAAGGUGGUGGUGCGGUGCCGGCCCCUGUCUAACCGCGAGAAGAACGAGGGGCACGAUGAGGUGAAGAAACGACAAGUCAGACAGACUGAUCAAAAAUGGUACGAGCGUCUCUCGACGAAAGGAUCCGGAGAUCAGUUCCAAGAGGCUGACUUGCCCCUGCAGGUGGUGCAAGUAUGGCCGGAGCGGGGCGCGGUGCAAGUGCUCAACCCCAAGGGCCAGGACAAGCUGUUCACAUACGAUGCUGUCUACGAUGCACAGGCAGAUACGCAGACCAUCUACGAUGAAAUGGUCCGUCCACUGGUGGCCUCCGUACUGGACGGCUUCAAUGGCUGCGUGUUCGCGUACGGCCAGACCGGCACUGGCAAGACGCACACCAUGGAAGGGACCCCUGAAGACGAGGGCAUCAUACCACGAGCGUUUCGACAUAUAUGGCAGCAUAUAGAGACCAGUGCGUCGCGGGAUGUGACGCAUCUUGUAUCGUGCUCAUAUGUGGAGCUGUAUCUAGAGGACGUCAGGGAUUUGCUGUCUAAGGACUGCAAGAAGCUGACUAUUAGAGGACAGGAGCUGAAUGGCUUCUACAUCCCAGAGAUGACCUCCAUCGUGUGCAAGUCAGCCGCAGAAAUGGCGCGCGCCCUGCGCACUGGCAACCGCGUCCGGGCUGCCGGUCGCACUGACAUGAACGAGCACUCUUCUAGAUCCCACGCCGUGUUCCUGGUCACGGUGGAGUCGCAGCACAAGCCCAGCAACCGUAUCCGCGUCGGCAAGCUGAACCUGGUGGACCUGGCGGGCAGCGAGCGGCAGCGCAAGACCGGCGCUGGCGGCGAGAGGCUCCGAGAAGCGGCCAGGAUCAACCAGGCGCUGUCAUCGCUGGGAAAUGUCAUCUCAGCGCUGGCUGAGAACAGCCCUCAUGUGCCCUACCGGGACUCGAAGCUCACACGCAUCCUGCAGGACUCGCUGGGCGGCAACAGCAAGACCAUCAUGAUCGCAGCGGUAGGGCCGGCCGCUUACAACUACGACGAGACCAUUACCACACUGCGAUAUGCUCAUCGAGCUAAAGCGAUAAAGAACAAGCCGAUCCGCAACGAAGACCCGAAGGACGCCAAACUGCGCGAGUACCAAGCGGAAAUAGAGAGACUCCGCGCGCUCAUCGAGCAGCGCCGCGCCGCGGAGAGGCGCCCGCGCCGCGCGCCGCGCCCCGCGCCCGGCGCGCGCCCGCAGCCAGCGGAAGAAGACAGCAUAGACGCCGCCAGCCUCGAAAGCGAGCACAUUCUCGCCGAAUCCACCAUCGAGCAGGAGAAAUGCAGGACCGAGGAGCUCGAGCAACAGAUCCGGCAACUAGAAGAGCGACUAGUCUCCGGCGGAGGCGACGGGGACCUGCUGGACGAUCUACGUCAGUCCCGAGCUGUGCUCGACGCCAGGAACAUGGAGAUAGCGGAGAGGAAGAAGAGAGAGGUGGAAAUGCAGCAGAAGAUUGAUUUAGAAGAAGAGACUACAGCUUCCGUUACUCAGACUUUUGCGUCGUUGCAACAGGAGGUGGAUCACAAGACACAGCGGUAAAUAAAUAUUAUUCUAGAGUUAGUGUCUUUACAGGCAGGAGAGGAGCUCCAGCCCCAUUUGGACCAGUGGUGGCCGCAGUUGCCAACUCCUGUUCUUAAGCGGUUAAGAGCAGACCACACCCGGCGCGGUUCCUUGAAUCCCACUGGGGAUACUCG